Molecule: messenger RNA, 1483 nt
Organism: Schistosoma guineensis
Lineage: Eukaryota; Metazoa; Platyhelminthes; Trematoda; Strigeidida; Schistosomatidae
Source: the annotation of a GenBank genome assembly
GACAUACUUAAGGGGCUAAGUUCAAAGUUCCGCGCUGGCCUAGGGAUCGAAGUGGGUUUUGUGCUACCUGCUGCGGGUUACGUUCUCAAGAUUGUCUUGAUCGAAAUCUGUCGAUUUUUUUUGUUGUAAUAAAUCCUUCCUCAUUCGGUUUCAGUUUGGAAAGGACAGUAGGCUAGAUGGCCUGUGUUAGUCCUGGUAGUGGUCUCAGUUGGUUCAACUUUCUUUUGAAAGUGUCGACAGAUGAAGCUUCAACCACGAGUUGAGGUAAUGAAUUCCACUCGUUGAUGAUUCAAUGGGAAAGUCGAUGCUCAAAUUCUUGAAUGACUCUAGAAGAAUCUCGUAACUUACAUCAGUCACUGCCAUCAGCAAGUUUUAGUGGUAGUUACCUGACCAAUACCAAUCAGAUUAACAGUUCAUAUCAUCAAAACAGUCAAAAUCCUACGAAUUAUCCUCCAUUAUUCCAUCCUGCAGCUGUAGCAGCUGUUGCUGCUGCAGCUGCAGCGGCUGGGUACACACAACAGUUCAAUCCAGGUGUUAUAAGUCGUCCACUCAACCUGACUGCUAAUCCCAAUGGUUCGAAUCCAUAUUUCUCUUCUGCAGACACAAGCAGAGCUUAUUAUGCCAGCUUUGCAUUACAACAGUCUGGAUUUUAUCCUGGAUCCCAUACUUUCAAUAAUUUGGGAGGCAUGAAUAUUCCUCAGGAUUUUUCAUUUCCGAAUCCCACUACCUCCAUUCAUUUAUCCAGCACUGGAGUAGAAUUCCCUUCAUGUUUAUCAACUAGUACAGCGGAGUCUGAAAAUGGUUCAAAGUUACAACGAGUUGCUGCCUCAACUAGGAAUUCCAAAACUUCCACUAGUAGUAUAAAAACACAUACAAAAUCGUCAGGCGUCCGUGGCAGGAAAUCGAUUUCGUCUGAUGAGAUGGCAAAUCGCAAACGCCAGGAAUUUAAUGAACUUGUUAAAGCCCGCACUGAGAAGCUUAUGUCCGAUGGUCCCAUCGCAAAUUCUUCAACAAAUUCUGGUCCUUUAUCAUCUUCAAGUUCAGCUGGUUCUAUAGGACCAGAAUCGGGAUCACCAAACUAUCGCAAAUUGAUUCAUGCUGUAUUAGAUGCUAAAAAGUCAGCUCUUCUUAGAUCUCCAUCUGUUAUCCAAUUCUUAGUUAGUCAACAGCGUUCACUAACUGAAUAUAAACGUCAAACAGAAUUAUUUUGUGUUACGAUGAACAGAUGAAAAAAAACUAGUCUUAUUUUUCUACUUAUUCAUGUUAAUGCUUUUUACUAUUCGAUUAUAUAUAUAUUUGUAUUACAAGUUGUAAGUAGUCGAUGAGAAUCAAAUGAAAUAAAAUGAGUUCAUGUAUAUCCUCUUAAAUUGUUUAUUAUUGCUCUAUAUGUACAUAAUCCUCUUAAAAAGAAAUUAGAUCUCUCUUUAUUAACUAUUCUAAGCUAAGUCGAUAUAUGUACUCAUACAGUAGUAUGAUACUUGAG